This is a messenger RNA of Haplochromis burtoni (Burton's mouthbrooder), 10024 nucleotides long. RefSeq names its product contactin-3. Gene Ontology annotation, molecular function: cell-cell adhesion mediator activity. Lineage: Eukaryota; Metazoa; Chordata; Actinopteri; Cichliformes; Cichlidae. The transcript is spliced from 23 exons. Gene Ontology annotation, biological process: cell-cell adhesion; brain development. The record is from RefSeq and is a predicted model, not a curated record. The coding region runs from base 659 to 3739 and encodes 1026 amino acids.
UGCAUCCCUCCCCGCACCACCUUCCCAUCCCAUCGCUGCACGUUCUGGCUGCUUUAUCGACCUUCUCCCCGCCGUGCAGCCCACUCCUCCUUCCUUCGCGGGGAGAGCGGCACUCUGACGCGCACAAUAAAUCAUCCUCGCGAGGUUCCUUUUUCAAGCCCCAUUUCAUACUUACUCGCACUGGAGCGCAGACACGGGCGAGAGUCAAGCCUCGUAACUGUGGAUGUAGCAAAUGUGAUUCAGCACAGCAAACAACGUGGGUGUUGUGCGUGCGAGCGCGCGCGCGCGCGUGUGUGCUUUUUCUUUUUUUCUUUUCUUUUCUUUUUUUGGUGGGGAGUGGAGGAAACGGAGGAGGAGGUGGGGAGAGAGCAGCGAUAUGAAACGCGUGUGUUUAUGUCUCCUUCGUUACCCGUUAUCUGUGACUGACCACCGGCUCAGUUUCACCUGUACGAACGACCUUGCAAUUGCGACCGAAAUUCUUCUAACGAGGUUUCCAUGGAGGAGCAGUUUGUCGUUUUAUCCGUGAGGGCUGAAUUUGGUUCCUAUUGGUGUCAAGAUAUUUCGGGAUAACAGGUCAAGCUCCUCUCUCUCUCGGAGAACACAAGUGCCAUUUCAAAGCUUAUUGGAUGAAAGUCUCAUUUACCCCUGGCUGCCAAAUAUGACGUUGCCAUGGAAACAGCUUCUACUGUUAUCAAUCAUCGACUGUUUGACAGAUUGCCUGGACAGUGGAUCAUUCCAUGGUCCGAGAUGGAGAAUGGAGCCGGGUGAUUUGUUCAUUCCCAUUGACUCCAUAGAAGAGGAAGCUACUCUGACUUGUGACGCAAAGGGAACACCAUCUCCUCAGUACAGAUGGUCACUGAAUGGGACUCUCAUAAAUCUGGGUCUGGAUCGUCGGCGGCGUCUGUCUGGGGGCAACCUCAUUAUAAGCAGCCUGGACCGCUACCAGGAUGUAGGGAUGUACCAGUGUAUGGCCUACAACACAGUAGGAGCUAUCCUCAGCAGAAGAGCAAGUCUUCAGUUUGCCUACUUAGAUCAUUUCAAAGUUCACACCAGAAGCGCAGUGUCCGUCCGAGAGGGACAAGGAGUGGUGUUGCUUUGUGGAUCGCCCACUUCCUCAGGAGACCUUACAUAUGCAUGGAUCUUCAAUGAGUACCCGUACUUCGUUCAGCAAGACAAUCGGCGCUUCGUCUCCCAGCAGACGGGAAACCUUUACAUUGCCAAGGUGGAGCCCUCUGAUGUGGGCAACUACACGUGUGUAGUGAUGAACAGCAUCACAAAGGGCAAGGUUCAGAGCUCCCCCACGUCUCUGAUCCUCAGGACAGAUGGAGUGAUGGGUGAAUACGAGCCGAAAAUAGAAGUUAAUUUCCCAGACAAUGUACCCGCCGCGAAAGGAUCAACAGUUACGCUGGAAUGUUUCGCCCUUGGGAACCCCGUCCCAGAAAUCACCUGGAGGAGGGCCAACGGCGUUCCCUUCCCCAGCAAAGUCAAAAUGAAGUACUCGAACGCCGUGCUGGAGAUUCCCAGCUUUCAGCAGGACGACACGGGCGGUUACGAGUGCGUGGCCGAGAACAAGAUGGGGAAGAACACAGUCACCGGUCGGCUGGCUUUUUAUGCAAAGCCUCAGUGGGUCCAGACAAUGAAAGACACGGCUCUAGCCAUUGAGGAGAGACUUUACUGGGAGUGUCGAGCCAACGGCAGGCCCAAACCCUCCUACACGUGGCUGAAGAACGGCCAACAGCUCCUCUCAGAGGACAGGAUCCAUGUGGAGGACGGAGUCCUGUCAGUGUCUGCGCUGACCCUGUCUGACGCUGGCAUGUACCAGUGUGUGGCCGAGAAUAAACACGGUGUCAUAUAUUUUGCUGCUGAACUAAUGGUUUUAGCUUCUCCUCCAGACUUCACAGGGAACCUCCUCAGAGCUUUGCUCAAAGCCAAGACAGGAACUACAGUGACUUUAGAAUGUAAACCCCAGGCCUAUCCCAUCGCUAGCAUUUUAUGGAAGAAAGGCAACCUGCCAAUCCACACAAAUGACAGGAUCACACUGUCCCCAGAUGGAACGCUGAGGCUUGCCAACGUGAGCAAGUCUGAUGCAGGCAGCUAUACGUGCUUUGCUAGGAAUAGAUUUGGCAUGUCAAGUACAACUGGAAGGCUCCUUGUUACCGAUCCAACCAGAAUCAUCCAGGGGCCAGUGGACACAGAGAUCAUUGUGGGCGAGAGCAUUGUGUUACCCUGCCAGGUCACCAGCGAUCCCGUCCUUGAUGUUUCUUUCUCCUGGGCCUUCAAUGGACAGCUCAUCGCCAAGGGAGACGGUCACUUUGAAUUUGUGGGUGGGAGAACAGCAGGAGAUCUUAUGAUCAGGAACAUUCAGCUUUACCAUGCUGGCAAAUACAUCUGUGUGGUGGACACGGACGUGGAGAGUCUAUCAGCCGUGGCUGUAUUGAUUGUGAAAGGCCCUCCCAGCCCUCCAGACUCAGUGACGGUGGAGGAGGUGACAGACAGUACAGCCCAGCUGGCGUGGAGCCCCGGCAGAGACAACGGCAGCCCCAUCACCAAUUACCUCAUUCAAACCCGAACUCCCUUCACUGUGGGCUGGCAGAGGGUUAACACAGUCCCGGAGAUAAUCGAUGGGAACACACUGACAGCCACCGUGGUGGACCUCAAUGCCUGGGUUGAAUAUGACUUUCGGGUACUGGCAAAAAACAGCGUUGGUGUCGGAGAACCCAGCCCAGUGUCUGUGAAGACCAGGACAGAGGAUGCAGUUCCAGAUGCAGUGCCAGGUGAUGUGGGUGGAGGUGGUGGAAGCAGAUAUGAACUGGUUAUCACGUGGGAGCCUGUUCCCGAAGAACUACAGAAUGGUGAGAGCUUUGGUUACAUCAUCGCUUUCCGCGCCUUCGGAGAAGCUAGCUGGACUCACGUGGCCACCUCCGCCCCUGGCGCGUCGCGCUACGUGUACCGCAACGACAGCAUCGCGCCCUUCUCUCCGUUUCACGUUAAGGUUGGCACUUACAACAGCAAAGGACAGGGUCCCUUCAGCCCCGUGGUCACCAUCUACUCUGCGGAGACAGAGCCAAGUGAGAAGCCAGCGGGAGUUAGGGCCAGAAGUGUCUCAGCCUCUGAGAUUGAGGUGAAUUGGCAGGCUCUCUCCUUCAUCCCUGAAAGGGUUCUGGGCUAUGAGGUGGCUUACUGGGAAGAUGACACUAAACCAGAGACCAUGGGGAAAGUUAGAGUGCCUUGGAACCAAACCUCGGCCACAGUGAGUGGCUUGGCAGGAAAUACACAGUAUUUCCUAACAGUCAGCGCCUUCAAUACAGCAGGCACUAGCCCAUUCCUCCCUGCAAUCAAUGUCACCACAAAAAAGCCACCACCUUCCCAGCCGCCAAUGAAUGUGGGAUGGAACCUAAUGGGCUCUCAGCUGUCUGUUUACUGGGAACCUGUGGUGGCAAUGGAAUCAGAAUCAGAAGUUUUGGGCUAUCAACUGUCAUACCAUAGGCAGCGACACAAAGAGGAAAUCACACUCACAACGGUCAAUGCAACAGCAGAGCUGACCCUCCCUGAGGACGAUGAGGAGUACAUCAUCUUUGUGCAGACACUGAGUGAAGGAGGAUUAGGGCCGGCAUCAGAUCCCAUACGAAUCCACCAGCUAAGUAUGAGCGCCCAUGGCUCCAGAGCCUGGAGUGUGGAGAUCUCCCCCCUCUCCCUGUUCCUCACCAUCGCAAUAUCCUCAUUCAGGUCAUCGUUGUGACACAAACAGACUCUGCUCUGUUUUUCAGCAUUCACUAUUGGCUCUUGUUUUGUUUUGUUUUCUUUAAUUUGUGAAAGUGGUCAAGGUUUUUUCUUUUCUUGCAUUUUUUUAAGGUACCGCAUAUUUUUCUCCCAGUGUUAUUUUGCAAGUAUGCAGCAGCACAAGAGAAGAGUGUGCUGUCAGACACUUAAUUAACAGUAAACGCUUGCUUUUUUUUUCUUACAUAAGUCUGUUUUGACAUUUUUGCUGGUUGGGAACAAUGCUCCAUUUCAACUCUUUUUUUGACUCUAGAAUGAUACAGAUGCCUUACUUCCAUUCAUGUGCCAAAGUAGUUGCAGCCUUCUCGUUGUUAUUGCUAAGAUAGCUACAUGCUUUCCUCAACAUUUUAUUCCUCACUUUUCUUAUCACGAAGGUCUCAGUGAACCUUGCAGAAAGCCCUGCAGAGAAGUUUAUGAUUGUUUGUUUGUUUCCUUGUAUUUCUGAGUUUUCAGUUCUCCUCUCCAAAAUCAGAAAGUAGGGACAUGUUCAUUCACCUGUGCCCGUGCCUUGGAGAUUCUUGUAUCGGCGUCACUUAUAGACACUGGUUAGUGGUACUUAGCGUUUCAGAACAUACUGCAGCCAUCUCCAUCUUUACGUGAUCCUUUAAAAGUCGGUUGUGUCGCAGAUGAAACUCAUAAAACACCUCAUAGUGCCGUUGUCCUCCAUUUACCUUUUAUCUUUUGAUUGUGCGGAGCUGAAUGUACCAUGAAAGCUCCUAAAAAUUUUAAUGCCUCACGCUAGUUAUAGUUAUAGCCUGCCGAAUGAUGGAUUUGACUUUGCUCUGCGUUCACAAAUUUUACAUUUGCUUGUAUACAGUAGUACCGGCAGAGGUGUGUAACUGCCAAUGUAAUUCCGUUUUUUUGCAGCACCAGUGCUUCAGCGAACUUAAACAGCAGUCAUUGAAGUCAUUUAUCAAAGGAAAAUGACAAAUGUUCACCGGCUUCAGCUUCUCAGAUGUGAGACUUUGUUGUUUAAGAUGUAAAACACAGCAAGGUGUACCUUUUAUUAUAUUUCCCUCCACAGUAUUCAACUUUGAAUGGGAUUGCAAUGAUCUGCCAACAGACCACUAUAUGAAAUCAAGAUUAGAGGGUGAUCUAGUUACUUUUGUAUCGAUUUUCUAAUCUCACUUUCCUGUUUUCACAUUAAUUUUUGAAAUAUGCAGUAUUUCCUUUAUCUCGCUAGGCUAAAGGUUUUGCCUGGACCCUGUACUACAAAGUGAGUUCAGCAUACUCCGGGUAUUUCUCCAGUAUCAGAAUUCAGCUACCCUUACACUUGGUAAGCUGGUCAUCAACUUGAUAAGUCAACCCAGGGUUUGACCGGCACGUUCUCGCAAAAUGAUCUGCACAUUUGACCAAUCACAGAGAAAAGAAGAUAAAACUAAAUGGGAAAAAAUGAAGAGGUUAAAAAUGAAACAGUCUGAAACCAACACAGCUGCUGCAGCGUGAGGAAAAGCGCUGUACAGUCGUUUAGUAUUAAACGCGCUGUAUGAAAGCGUGAGCGUUUAGCCUGUUUGAAGCCAGGAGUGAAAAAAUGCCCACUGUGUAACUUUACUGAAUUAUCGAUAUCACAGCUCUAUCGUUAAAACACAGGAGAAUCUGAUGGAUUAUAAUCGAAUAUUCCCUUUAAUUAAUGUUUAAAAGACAGUUUUAGGUUUUAUUCUUUCUGCUGCAGGGCUGGUGGUGUUUAACGGUCUGAGAGUUAAGAAUAAAUAUAAAACAUAGUCAAGUAGCUCCUCUAUUUUAGGAUUUUAGGAUCACAUAUUAACGCUUUCAGAACAAUAAAAUUGUUGUUCAAUUUAUUCCUGAUGCUGAUCAGGGAAAUUCAAAGAUUUCCCUUUAGACCCUCCUGCUAUCCACAGAUGUGAGGGAUGUUUCAGGAAUCGUGAUGCUGUUUUUGGAGAAUUGAUCAAUCAGUAGGAGGUGACUUCAUACCUGUUGGUUGCUAAAAUGGAACAAAAGCUUCUUUAGCUUCACAGCAUGAGUUACUGUGAUGAUAAAAAGCGAACCACCUUCAUAGUAAAGAAAACUCAGGGUUAACCUGAAGUUACCUGGAUAGAAAUCCUCUGCUUUGUAGUACAGGCCGCUGGUUACUGACCUUUGAUAGCACGGAGCAAAGCAAAAUGUCAUUGAGUCUAAUGUCACAUUCAAAUUGAUAUUUCCACGGUUGGUUAAAGGAGAAGACUGAUACCACUCUCAUGUUAGCACAUUGACAAUGGGACCAGUGCGUAAGCAUAGCUUAGCAAACCGUCAGCUUGACUUUGUCCAGUAUUCACAGCCAGCACCUCUAAAGCUUACUUAUUUGUUUACUUCAUCAGAUGGGGCACGUCAGGUAGUCGAAACAAACAAAUUUCUCUAUCUGACUAAACUGACAAUAUCAACAAUCUCUUCACACCCACUUCACACUGAUUUGCCAGCCGUGUGGAGGUGAGAAAGUAAGCUGGGUUUGAACUUCUCUGUCGCAUUUUUUAUUUGUUAAACACCUGGUUUUUACACUGAAACAUUACCAGUGCUUUCAGUUAAAGACUCAAAGUCUCUCUUGGACAAUUAUUGCAUUUUACACCUCACUGCGGUGUCAAAGACAAAUUCUUAUGCUUCCGACAUGGUUGAAUUUGCUCUUUCCUAACAGAGCCUGGCACUGGUUCUGUUGUGAAUGCACGUACAAGGGUGGUAUAGCAUCUCUAUGAUAGAGUUAUAUAGGUACGGCAAUACAGUUUAAAGAAAUGACACAAAUAAUCUGAACUAAGGAGUCUCUUUACUUGUUUGGAAGAUUUCAGCUGUAUUUCUCUCCUCAUGUCGACUGAAAGCUCCAUAGGUGAAGCUUAUUUUGUCAAACCAGUUUAAUGCUGAUGAGCUAAUUUAAAAUAAAGCAGAUGCCUGGUUACCAGACACGAAGACACACCUAGUGGCCAAUCACAAUCCAGAACUCUCAUGUCUUUAAUGUAUGGCAUGAAAAAGAAAAUCCAAUAUGUUUGAGCUUUGAAACAAACAAAAUGAGCAAUCUUUGGAUGUUGCCUCGAGCUCUGAGUACGAGGGAUAUACAUUGUUCACAGUUUUCUGAGUGAUUAAUGGGAAAUACAACUGACUGAUUAAUCAAUAGCGAAAAUAAUCAUCAGUUGCAGCCCCAGUCUACAUCCAUCUGGGACCACACAGCCAGUGCCAGUCAGCGUAUAUUCACAGCCAUUGCAGUCGGGACGAGAGGUUUAAAGCGCUGCCAAUUGUGCCAGUCUGAUAAUUGAAAUCUAGCCACCAGCUUAGACAUUAUUUGGCUAAAUGUGUGGUCAGCUAUGUUUUUAAUACUCUGUGAAUUUGUCCUUUGUUGUCAGUCGUAUUGGUUGUUUUUUUUUUUUUAUGUGGUCCGUGUUGUCAUUGUUUAUUUAUGUAUUUCAGCGAAACCCCGCAGCUCAGGUAUUCAGACCUGCUUCACUUCAUCUUUCAAUAGCUCUGAGAUGGCAGAAGCGGAUAGAUCUGAAAUGUGUCAGCGCAGGACACAGGGGUCUAUUUAACAGUCUGACUUGAUGAACGGAAAGCCUGAUGUGUGCCAAGAUUUAGCAGACAUUAAAACAUCUUAAUAAAUUAGAGCAGCCCUGCGGGGUUUCUGUGGGGAAAGGGCAUAGGAGUAAUGGUACUAAUGACACUCACAGAAGGCGAAUAUAUCAGGAUUUAGGGAAGACUAAAUCAGGACAAUCUCAUCAAGACGACACGAUGAAAGGUGCGUGCGUAAAUGUGUACGAGCAUGAUUGUGCACGGUUAUUACCUUAGUCUGCCACAUCAUGGACAAGUGCUUUCAGACAACCAUUUAUCUAUUUGGAGGGAGGAGGGGGGUUAAACUCAUUUCUUGUGCUAUGGUUCAAAGCUUUGUGCGACUGAAGCAUUGCGGACAUUGAACGAGAGCAAAACAAGGUCAAUGUGGGAGGUAGAGAUUUUUAAAAAGUGAGUUUGACUCAGGGAGGAGUUGAAAUGUCUGUCCACUUAACGCAGAUUCCUGGAGCGAAGGACUAAGUAAGAUUUAAAAACCAGAAAGGGACCCAAAUCCAAGGGCACAUCAGGUGCAUGUGGCAGGUAAAGCUCACAUUAAAUGUAAAGGUUUACUUCCCCGAUGAGUGUUGAAGCUGUCUUUGAAUCGUGUUUCGUUGUUUUUGUGGCUCUACGUGUGGUUAAUCUGUAUACAUUCUUUCAUCGCGGAAUGACAUUGUUAGACUAACAGAUGUUUACACAGGAAAUGCAUUAUUCUGGCUAAUUUAUUGAUUAUAUGAACUGAAAAAAAGAACUUGUGUCUUUGGGUACAUAGAAGCAUUGCCAACCUCUGUUUUGUAAUGUAUCAGUACUGUGGAGAUGUUUUGAGUUUGACUUUGAUCUUCUUCUUUUUUUUAAUGUUUGAUAUGGUUACUGAUUGGGUUUUUUCCCCCUAAAGAUUCUGCACAAAGGUCAAGUGUUGUUUUUAACAGAACAAUUAAGAGCCAGAGAUUUCUAAAUCAAAAGUUGGUGCGCUGAGAUCUCCCUUGCCUUCAUAAAUGAUGCUGUACAUAGUGUAUGUAUUUCGUUUGGCUUUUUUAGCAACGUCCCCGCCCUCCCCCAACCGGGAAACCAAACAGUGCUGCUUCCAAUUGUAAUUCUCAGUCAAACCCUGAAUCUGAAAAAUACAUGAGCAGAGAGUAACAUUUCCUAGCAGCUGCUAUCACACACAGCCUUUUGGUGCAGUGACACAAACACCUACCUGUUACAAGGUAGCCGGCCAGUGCACAGUGGAUAAUACGAGUGGUAUUAUUUACGAGUACUUUUUGUCUUUUUAUACCAAUACAGCUUUACGAUUUUCAGAAAAGGCUAAUUUGAUCCUAAAAUAAGUGCGAGUAGUUUCAUUGGAUUUCUAAGUGCGGACAGACUUUACGAUUACAGCUCUGGGUUACAACGCUUGGCCUUUCUGUCGUGACUCCUCAAAAUGUUCAUGUCGAGGUGAUCUCCGUGAGAUCGUGGCAGCAGCGUUUUCACAUUGAAAAGUCAUCAGCUGAUCUUGAUAUGCUGAAGCUGUGCAUGUAUGAUAUCGUUUGGUGCAUUUGUGUUUUCUAAAUGAGGGAGUUAAUAAAAACAAUUCAUUGAGGGUUCCUGUCUUGGAUUUUUUUUUCUGAAUUAUAUGUGUGCUGCUGUCAUUUACAGCAUCAGCAGUUUUAGUGUGUUUUACUGCAGGAAGACUUUGAGUGGUGCCUUGGGGCACCGUCAAAGCUAUAAAAUGCAUAAUAUUAUGAAAAAGCGUAUAAAUGGAAGUAAAUGUCAGCGGUAAUGUCCUUUUCGGUGGCUAAAGAACACAUCUAAAGGGUUUUUUUGUUGGUUUUUUGCUGCUUAUACUAAUUGUAUUCUUACACUGUGUAAUAACGACUGCCCUCACAGAUAUGAAAUGCUUUGAAUACUAACGUCACGCCGUAUCAAAAAAAUACACAGUCUACAGCACACAUCAAGCAGAUGGCUUUUUUACUGUAGCCUUCACAAAGAGUACUGCCGAAUUUCUUCUGGAUUAUUAGAGCAUGUAUUUGCUGAACUUCAGAUACCUUCCACUAAAACAACAGAAUGACAGGGAAAGCUGCUGUGAAAUAUUGAUUGAGCCCAGUGUUGCAGAGAUGCUUUUAAGAUAAUAAGAGGGAGAGGACCCUGUGAAGAGAUCAAUAUGAAGGGGAAGUGAAGAAAAGAUAGGUUUCUCCCUACAUACCACAGAUCAUCCGUAAUGAGCUAGUGUGUCAAUACUUUGGCCGGGGCUCCUCGCAUACCACUGGCCACUAAAGAGCAUCAGGCCACUGUAACUUGUCUGCAAUUAGUGGAAUUUUACACCAGACUAAGGGGAAUGUAUUUAUGUCCGAUUAGUAUACUCAUGGUGGUCACCUUAGCUCGAAAACUGCAAAGUGCUUCGCAUUCAAAUAUCCCUUAGAGAGAUAUUGGCUGAGACAUGAUUGGUGUAUAUUGCCUCCCAAUGCAGCAGAUGCUGUGGCACGGUUGCUACGGAUUGCAAGUGUCAAUACUGCCCCCUAAUGGUCCCACCAUCCCAGUGCAUCUCUCCAGUGUGAGGCAGUAAACUGGACAUGAGGCAGUGCCUGCAGUAUGACUGCACCGAACAGGUACACUGAGAACCAGAGACGGAACAGGCAGUCAUAUUCUGAUUCAUACCCAAUGUUGAGUCGGUUCACAGUUUUAGAGGUAGAGGUUAACCUAGAAAAUCAGUAGAAUAAUCCUUUAAUUGUCCCACAAGGGGAAAUUUGGGCGU